AUGUCCGCGAAAGACGACGAGGAGGCUGACGAAAAGGGUGGUGGUUUUCUCCCCAAAACGCUCGCUGCUCGAAUGACUCCUCCAAAGCCGUUUUUCCCGACACAUCAACCACAACAACAACAACCGGGGAUGACGAUGGGAACGACGACGACGGGAACUCCUGGUGUUGGAGGGGGAUUCGUCGUUGGUGGUUUACCCGCACCUCCGAUUUUGGCGGCUUCUGCGCGCGGUGCUGCGCCUACAGCCGCGUCGGCGGCGCCGAUCGCGAUGGGAGGAGGAGGAGGAGGAGGACCAGGAGGAGGGAUGAUGAUGAUGAUGAAUCCGAUGCUGAUGCAACAGCAACAGCAGCAGCAGCAGCGGAUGAUGAUGAUGAACAUGCAACAACAACAACAACAACCCUCGGCGGCGGCGGCGGCGGCGGGAAUGAUGAUGAUGAUUCCUCCUCCGCCGAUGAACGCGCCUUCGCCCGCUUCGCCUUGGACGGAACACGACGCGCCGGACGGGAGGAAAUAUUACUACAACCAACUGACGAAGAAGUCGACGUACGAGAAACCGAGAGAGUUGUACACCGCGAAGGAGAGUUUCGUGUUUGAAAACUGCGCGUGGAAAACGACGUACGAUAAGACGUCGGAGAAGUAUUAUUAUUACAACAGAGAGACGAAAAAGACGCAGUGGGAGACUCCGGAGGAGUUGACGAGGACGGAGGAGAGGUGGGAGCGAAUGAACGAGGAGAAGACGAGAAGAGAGAAGGGCGGCGGCGGUGAGACGCGGAACAGAGAUGAGAACGGCGACGCGAUGAACGCGCCGGCGUCGGCAUCCGGUCCUCCUCCUCCGCAACAAACGCACAACCAAGCGUACGUGCCUUUGCAGUCGAAUUCAGAGACGGUGCUGACGUUCGAGAACGACGAGGAGAGAAAAGCGGCGUUUAAUAAACUUUUGGAGGAUAUUAAUAUGCCAACCUCGGGCACGUUCGAGCAGUUUACGCAGUUAGCCGCGAGCGACGCGAGAUUCAACGCGCUCAAGAAAAAUGGAGAAAAGAGAAACUUGUUCAACGGGUUUCGAUCGAGAAAAUUAAGAGCGGAGAAAGAGGAACAGAAAGAAGUCGAGAAACGGAAACGCGUGGCGUUUAGAAACGGUUUGCAAGAUUGCCGAGUCAAAUACGACAUCACCUCGAAAUCGAAGAUUAUUCGAGACUCGCCGUUAGAGCGGAAUUUAAUGUCGCAAACGUGGUUUACGAACAUCGAAUCGUUGAAAGAACGCGAACAUUUGUUUCGCGAUUUUUGCUCUGGAUUACACGUCAUCGAAAGAAAAGAAAAGCUAGCAAAGAAAGAGCAAACGAGAGAGUUGUUUAAAGGCUUGUUAUUGGAGAAAGGGUGCAAUUUCAACUGGCAGUGGCGACGGGACGUGAUGAAUAACGCGGCGAUUCAAAACGACACGAGAGCGGUGCAUUGCGAUCGGCAAGACCAACUGACCGUAUUUUCCGAACUCUUUCGGUCGUUCGAUCAAAACGAAGUCGAGACUAUGAACCGCGAAAACGCCGUGCGGUUCCGAGAGGAACGGAAGAAUCGAGAGCGCUUUUGCGAGACGUUGAAAGAGUUGGCGGAGAAUAAAAUCUUGACGCCGAGGACGCUUUGGAAAAAGUUUAAAAACGAGAAGCUCGAAUCGACGGCUUCGUUUGGCAUGUGUAAUGGGAACGUGAGUGGGAGCACGCCGAGAGAGUUGUUCGACGACGAAGUGAUCAAGUUGGAAGAGAUGGUGAUGGAAGAUGCAAAGCGAUUGGAGACGUUUAUGAAAGAGAACGCGUCAAAGGACGCGUUUCCCGGCUUUCAAAACGAGAACGUCGUCGACUUACUCGACGAAAGCGCGAUGGCGACGGCGAGUAGUGGUAACAAGCUACCACCCUUCGACGAUAUCGUCAAAUAUUUAGAAGAGUACGUGGAAACGAACAAGGAGGCUUUAGUGAAGAAAGCGUCUUUAUCGCCAAACAUUCAACCCACGUUUCUUUGCGAAGUCGUAGCGGAUACCAUCGAAAGGAUCCACCGACGCAAGAAGCGAAAGUUGCGGGACGCGUUGGAUGAUUUUGAGGACUCUUUAUACGACGAAAUGAAACUAUUCGACGAAGUUUUGAACGAUAAAACGUAUUCCGAAACGAAAAAAGCGUUCCAAUCGUCCUCGUGGUGGACGAAAUGUUCGAAAGAGUUCGACGUGAGCGAUGAAAAGCUCGAGGAGAUAUUCGAGGACGUGAAGAAGGACCGAUUGAAAAAGUUAGCCAAGAAAGAAAGCGGUGGCAGAGGUCGCGGUGGUAGCAGUAGAGAUUAUAGCAGUAGUAGAAAACGUUCGAGAGACGGAGAGAAAGAUGAGCCGACGGAGAAAAGAACAAAAAAAAAACGCGCGGUAGACAGCCCGGAAAAGGAAAGCAGCGAAUCGGGAGAAUUGAAGUAG
Bathycoccus prasinos is the source of this 2442-nucleotide messenger RNA. Its product is annotated as PREDICTED: similar to formin binding protein 11-related protein. Gene Ontology annotation, molecular function: RNA binding; protein binding. The transcript has a single exon. The coding region runs from base 1 to 2442 and encodes 813 amino acids. Gene Ontology annotation, cellular component: U1 snRNP; U2-type prespliceosome. Lineage: Eukaryota; Viridiplantae; Chlorophyta; Mamiellophyceae; Mamiellales; Bathycoccaceae. The record is from RefSeq and is a predicted model, not a curated record. Gene Ontology annotation, biological process: mRNA cis splicing, via spliceosome.